Molecule: messenger RNA, 1470 nt
Organism: Naegleria gruberi
Lineage: Eukaryota; Heterolobosea; Eutetramitea; Acrasida; Naegleriidae
Exons: 1
Coding region: 1-1470 (489 amino acids)
Molecular function (GO): protein binding
Source: RefSeq, a predicted model, not a curated record
AUGAAACGAUCACUACUGGAGGAGGUGGACGAUUUAAAUCAUCUUUGUGAUUCUAGAAUGAUGAUCAGGGAUUCCGAAUUAUCUCUAGUUGAUGUAAAAUUUUCACCAAACAAGAAGAAAAAGACUAAAGAUUCUGAUCAUGAAGAAACAUUUUCUCUUCCCGAUGAAAUGAUUGGAAUUAUAUUAUCAUUUCUUGAUUGGGAAGUAAUUAUGGAAAAUAUGAUUCGGGUUUCAAAACAAUUUUAUGAGGAGUCUUGCAGGACAACUCUUCAUGUUACCAUUGAGGAAAAUUGGCAAUAUAAAUUCCUUGAAUUUGGGACUAAACAAAAGCAGGAGGACAAUUUACACAAUGAUAUGGAAUAUAGUUUCGAAUCGUACAAAAAUCCAAGCAUGUACAAUUCUACUAAAAUUAAUAUUCAAUCAUUGGUAAUUACAAAACAAUCCACCAAAGAUUUCAAAUUACUUCCCUGGAUUAGAAAUGCAACAAUAUUUUCCAACAUGAAAAAACUUGUACUUUCUUCGUGUAAUUUGGAUAACUCAUUGUGUCAGUUGUUGUGUUAUAACAUUCCUUCUGAAAUUUCAUUGGUGGAACUGGAUCUGUCGAUUAAUUUAAUUAGUGAAGGUGCAAUGAAAUAUUUAUUCGAUUUUUUGAUAACAAAGGGUAUAUCAAUAGAAACACUCAAUCUCUCCCAAAACUUGAUAAGACAUUUUCAACCCAUUAAGAGAAAUGUAAUGUUCAAUUUGAAAUCUUUGGAUCUUAGUUAUAACAGAAUUGAUGACUGUAUAUUAGAUUUUGCCAAAUUUCAUCAGCUAGAGAAACUAAAACUUAAAAAUCAAGCUAUCUCUGGCGAAAGCUUGAUAAUGAUUCAAAAAAUCAAAACUCUUUCAUAUUUGAAUUUGGGUUGGGUUAAAUCAUUUUCAGAGGAAAUAUGCUCUCAAUACUUUCAAGGUGCAAUUCAUCCCAAUCUUCACACUCUGAAAAUAUCUUCAACUAUUGGAGACGAGGGAUGUUUGGAAAUUGCCAACUGUAAUCUUGCAAAUUUAACAAAUCUGAGCUUGGACAUGUCUGGAAUAUCUACUGUUGGAUGUUGCUAUAUUUCAAAUUCAAAAACCCUCACUAAAUUGGAACAUUUAAGUCUGUACGGUAAUAGUAUUUCAGAUGAGGGUCUCAUCUCCAUUCUCGAAAGUGUUAACCUGAGAAGUACUUUGAAAUUUCUAAAUCUUGGCUCCAAUAACGUGAGCGAACAGGGCAUUGAGUAUAUUCUGGAAAAUGGUAUCAACAAGAUUAUGGAGCUUAUACUGGUCAAUAGUUCGUGCUCUAGAAAAUCCAUUCAGAAAGUAAAGUCCAAGUUUAAGGAACAAAUCACUAUCUCAAAGAGCAGUGAACCUUCGUCAUCAGAAGAGGAAAAUGAUGAUGAAGAAGAAAGUGAAGAAGAGGAAAUUGAUGACAGCGAAGAUUUAGAGUGGUAA